CUUUAAAGCAACUUCACGGGUUGAUUGUAUAAAAACCAAGUGUACAUGAAGGUAGCAGGACUUAGCCCCGCCCCUUUUGGAGAACAGUGGAGCAAUUGGCGCUAGAGCGAGCCGACCGAAGUUGUUCCAGCUAUGUAGCGUCGCAUCCCGCUGGAUGAAUCCACAGAACGGAGACGUCACUCGCAAAUAUUUCAUACGCGAACUGUAAGAAUCUAUAGAACUGUGUUAUUUAAUAAGUGAUCGGUACAGGCGUUUUAAACUUUACACUAAAGAAAGCGUAAUUUUGGCCAAACGAUGGGAUUUUUGUUCGAAAGUCGGCAGUGAACUACUGGUUUAUUGGUGCGUUCAAGUGGACGAAGUGGAUACUGAGGAGGAACUGGUGAAACCACCUCUACUGGGAGUUUAGGGACAUUUCCACAGACGGGGGAGUUAUCUGCACCUUGCAAGGUGAUAUCCAGAAGGAUGUGUUGUUAACUGAAGCUGUCAGGUCAAGAGGUCACAUACCUCUGUAAAGGAACUGUAAAAAAAACAAAUGGUCUAAAGCCAUGCCUCCUGGGACAAGGCUUCAUCCCUCAGUGGUAAUGAUCCAAACACGAAUCUGUCUCGUGCUUAUAGCUGGUGGCUGGCCCUUCAGCUUAUCCCUCAGUGCUGUUGUCCAAGCAUCGCAGCCAUCCCUGGCUAACUUUCCCACCUUUAUAAGGAAUGAUACAGUAUUUGAGCACCUUGCCCUCCAUCCGGAUCCCAGUGUGGGUUGGGUCUAUAUUGGUGCCCAAGAUCUUUUGUUCCAGUUAAACCAGUUCCUCCUUCCUAACCUUCAGGAGGAGACUGGACCUGUCACAGACAGCCAGGACUGCUUGCCCCCUGUAACAGAGAGCAACUGCCCUCAAGCGAAGAAGACUAACAACCACAAUAAGCUUCUUCUCAUUAACCUGGACUCUGAGGAGCUCAUCACCUGUGGGAGUGUCAACCAAGGAAUUUGCCAGAAGCGUGACCUGAAUUUGAUUAACAAAAUACUUUUCUCCACUGAAAGGCCGGUGGACACCCAGUAUGUGGCAGCUAACCACCCUAAUGUUAGCACGGUUGGGAUUGUGGUUCAUUCUCAUCUUGACAGACAGCCGGUUCUAUUUGUUGGACGUGGUUAUACAAACAGCCAUCCACCUAUUUCCACGCGAAACCUUGCUGAGGAACCCAUCUUCUCCUAUGAGGAGACCGCAAAACUGGCUGUUGCUGGCCGACUGUCAGAAUACGACCAUCAUUUUGUUGCUGCGUUUGCUCACAGUCACCAUGUGUACUUCCUUUUCUACAGACGGGACCUGAAGUCGCAGUCCCGAGAGUACCGUACCUAUAUCUCACGUAUAUGUUUAGGUGACCAAGCCUAUUACUCAUAUGUGGAAGUGCCUUUGACCUGUCGUUCCAGGACAGGUAAAAUUUACAACCUUUUGCAAGCUGUCCAGCUUGGGUCCUCCACGGAUGGUACUGGGAGUCUCAGUUCAGACAUAUUUCUUGGAGUCUUCUCCACAAAUGUGGCUUCAUCAGCUGCUCCCAGUGAGGACUCGGCUCUCUGCAUGUUUAACUUAAAAGAUGUGGACCACAGAAUUAACUCCACCAGAGACCUGUGCUACACACAAAUGGGGAGAGAAGCAGGAGUCGAGGCAGCGUAUAUUGAAUAUGAAGUGAAGUCUAACUGUGCCAACCUUCCACAGAACACUCUGGAUGCCUACUCAUGUGGCUCUGACCACACUCCCAGUCCGAUGGCCAGUCGAGUUGCUGUGGAAGUAGAGACGAUACUGGAUAGUCCAUCGGCCCGCCUUACUGCUGUGGCUGUCAGCAUGAAGGUGGGACAUACCAUUGCCUUUCUGGGAGACUCCAAAGGAAAUCUGCAUAAGGUGUUCUUGGGGCCAAAUGGUGAAGUGGAGGAGUACUCUGUGGUCUCCAUCCAGCAGAACACAGCCAUCAACUCUGAUCUCAUUCUGGACCAGAACGAAGAGCAUAUCUUCAUAAUGACACGUAACAUGCUACAGAAGAGGCCUGUGGCCGAAUGCCAGCAACAACUUGAUUGCCAUUCCUGUCUGAUGGCCCAUGAUCCUUACUGUGGCUGGUGUGUCCUAGAGGGAAGGUGUGUGUUGAAAUCUCAUUGUAGUCGUGCAAACCAGCCAGGUCAAUGGCUGUGGAGCUUCAACAUGGAGCAGCAGUGUUUGGUCGUGCAAGACCUGAACCCCUCCAACAUCAGCAGGGAGGAGAGCAGAAUGGUGUUUCUGUCCAUUCCAGGACUUCCAGCACUGGAACGGUCCUACUCUUGCUUCUUCCAAGACAUCUUCAGUCCUGCUACCAUCACUGAAAGUGGGCUCACCUGCCAGUCUCCCGACUCCAGCAGAAUACCCAUGGUGAAUCAUGGACAGGAUUUUGUUACCGUCACCUUGUCUGUCCGUUUUGGCAAUGUCACCGUCACAGCAACGGAUUUCGUCUUCUAUGACUGCAUGGCUGUGAAACAGCUGUCUGGCAGCAUGCCCUGCCGGGGGUGUGUUCAGAGCAAAUGGGGCUGUAACUGGUGCGUUCACCAGCACUCGUGUACCCACAAGUCUUCUUGUGAGAAGGAAGUCAUCAUCUACAAUCAGCACUUUAAACUACCUACCUCAUCUCUUCCUACCAAAGCAUCACCAACAGCUGGUUCAAGAGCCCCCACCAGCAGAACCACAGCUCGGCUCAAAACUUCAGUCACGACUACAACCCCCCCCUCACACACUACUGCCAUCAGCCGUGAUCAAACUACUUCACAUCCCCACUCAUCCGCCCAUCACAGUGCCACCUACUGGUGCCUCCACCAAGGAGAUGCCGCUGAAGCAGCCAGUGUUGCUGCAUCGGUAGUAGAGAUGAUGCCUCCCCUAGAGGUGGUAACAGACUCAUCCCCCAGUGACAAACAAGAUGUCCAGACAGUUGACUUUACGCCCUUCUUGAAUCCAGACUUGACUCAAAUGCCAACAAUGGAAGACUCCAUGAGAACAGCCCAGAGCACCGAGCCUGCAGUGUUGCUGUGGUCACUUGAGGCAGACAGCCAAGCUGAAGGUGGUACACAAGUGGAAGAUGACAGAGCGACUUUCUCAGCUCCCACAGUGCUCUCAGGUGAUGGAGAAGUUGACCGCGAUGCCCUAUUUUACCCACAUGUGAUGGAUCGAGACUCAGAACUGGAUUACCAGUAUGAUCAGGCCGAGAGCUUUCUCCUGGGUGAUGAAGGUUACUACAUCAGUUGGGGGUCCUCAGCUUGUCCCUGUGUGGAGAAGGUUCAAGGUUCUUUGCUGCUGCCUGUCGAAGUGAAGAGGAAAAUCACUUUACUGGCUCGUAACCUCCACCUCUAUCAGAUGCAGCAAACACAAUCGGAGUCAGCGCUGGAAUACGAGUGUGUUCUUGUUGUGGAGGGACGGUUGGUGGUAGUGGAUGCAUAUGUGGAACCCGAUGAUCUGAAUCCAUCAAACUUCUACAUCACAUGUCAGCUUCACCAGUACACAUACUCAGCCCCUGUGGAGGAGUACAACGCCAUGGUGUAUGUGAAGAGGAGAAGCACCUUUCAUGUGGACAGUUCUCCUAAUCUCUACGUGACCUUGUACAACUGCUCUGUGGGCCGAUCUGACUGCAGCCGCUGCCACACAGCUGACCAGAAGUACAGCUGUGUGUGGUGUGGUGGUCUGCAGGCCAGCUGCUUGUACUCAGACUCCUGCAGGGAGCAGGUUCAGCAGACAUGCCCUGCCCCUGUCAUACACUCUAUUGAGCCCCUGUCUGGACUCCUGGCAGGAGGCACCUUGGUGACUAUUUCAGGCUCCAACCUGGGACAGAAGGUUGAAGACAUCCUCCACUCUGUGUCAGUAGCGGGGGUGUCCUGUAAUGUCCUCCCAGACCUGUAUGAGAUCUCCUCUAGAAUUGUGUGCAGGACCAAACCCAGUAAUGAGGAGAAGGAGGAGCCUGUUUCUGUGUCAGUGAGUGGAGGAGAGCUUGGCCUGUCCAGACAGAAAUUCAGCUACCUGAACCCGUUUUUAGUGGCAGUGGCUCCUGAAAGGGGUCCAAAGGCUGGAGGAACCACACUAAACAUCACAGGCAGAAACCUACGGACGGGUCGCCCUUCUGACCUCACCAUCACUGUGGGGGUGGUCCCCUGUAGAAUUGUGUCCGAGGUGCAGAGCUCCAGUGUUCAGUGUGUAACGGGCAGCAGUAACAGUACCGGGAUUCACCGGGUCAUUCUUCAUUUUGGCAGCGACAAGUACAGCAGUGAUUAUUUCUACAACUACACCCACAACCCUUACAUCAGCCAUGCCCUGCCAGACAAAAGCUUUGUGAAUGGUGGCCGACUGAUCUCUGUGUUUGGUCAUAACCUGGAUGUGGUGCAGAACCCACAGAUGGUGGUAAGUUUCCUCCCUCACAAGGCUGUGAGGAGGACACGCCAGAGGCUGACCAGGAUGGUACCUGACCCGGUCUGUUGUAGUGGAUCACUCUGUGCUGCCCAACAGUUCAAGGAACGUUGUGAGGUGAAUUCCUCCUCGCUGGUGCUCUGUCGCUCUCCGAUGGUGAACUCUUCUCUUUUGGGGUCAAAAGUCACAGUGCAGGUUGUACUUGACAACCUUUGCUUUGACUUCAGCAGCUUUAGCUCUCAGACAUUCAGCUAUGAGCCUAAUCCCGUCCUACAGCCCCUCAACAAGAAGGAGCCCCUGAAGGUCUAUCACUACAACCCUGGCAGCUUCAUCCAGUUGGAGGGAGACAACCUGGACCUGGCCAUCACAAAGGAGGAGGUGGUGGUGUUGAUAGGGGAGGGGGUGUGUGCUGUAAAGACCCUGACCAGGAACCAUCUGUACUGUGAGCCUCCUCCUCAGCAGCCUCUUCCAGGGCCAACGUGCAGGAAGUGUGAGGGCUUCGACUAUCUUCCUGAGUUCAUAGUACAAAUGGGCAACCUGAACUUUUCUCUGGGGAAAGUUCAGUAUGACGACCUCAGCCUGUCUGUCUUUCCUCUGGAGGCUCAGAUUGGAGUCGGGGUUGGGGCUUCUCUAGUUGUUCUGCUCGUCCUUAUCGUUGUGCUCAUCUACAGGAGGAAGAGUAAACAGGCUCUCAAAGACUACAAGAAGGUCCAGAUCCAACUGGAGAACCUAGAAACAAACGUGAGAGACCGCUGCAAGAAAGAAUUCACAGACCUGAUGACAGAAAUGAUGGAUAUGUCCAGUGACCUGGUGGGCUCAGGCAUCCCCUUCCUCGACUACAGGAUGUACGCGGAGCGUAUUUUCUUUCCUGGCCACCGGGAGUCUCCACUUAGGCGAGAUCUAGAUGUUCAGGAAUGUCGGCGUCAGACCGUGGAACAGGGCCUAGUGCAGCUGUCCAACUUACUGAACAGUAAACUCUUCCUUACAAAGUUCAUUCACACUUUGGAGAGCCAGCGGACGUUCUCACCCAGAGAUCGAGCCUACGUGGCCUCCCUGCUGACAGUGGCGCUUCAUGGUAAACUGGAGUAUUUCACAGACAUCCUCAAGACUCUGCUGAAUGACCUGGUUGAGCAGUAUGUGGCCAAGAACCCCAAACUGAUGCUGCGGAGAACAGAAACUGUGGUGGAGAAGCUGCUGACCAACUGGAUGUCCAUCUGCCUUUAUGCUUUUCUACGGGACUCAGCUGGCGAGUCUCUAUACAUGUUGUUCAGGGCCAUUAAACACCAGGUUGACAAAGGACCGGUAGAUGCUGUAACAGGGAAGGCCAAAUACACUCUCAAUGACAACCGUCUGCUGCGAGAGGAUGUGGAGUACAAGACCCUGACGUUGAAUGUGUUGGUGCAGAGUGGAGGAGUGAACGAGACUCAGCUGCUGCCCAUCAAAGUAUUGGACUGUGAUACCAUCACUCAGGUGAAAGAAAAACUCUUGGAUCAGGUGUACAAAGGCACCUCUUUCUCUCACCGGCCCCAUGGUAACUCACUGGAUUUAGAGUGGAGGUCUGGAGUUGCUGGUCACCUCAUCCUGUCAGAUGAGGAUUUGACGUCUGUCCUUCAAGGGAACUGGAAACGCCUCAACACGCUGCAGCAUUACAAGGUCCCAGAUGGUGCAACAGUUGCUCUGGUUCCUCGUCAUACCAAGAACAUUCAUUACGACAGCCAUGAUUUUUUGCCUGGAGAAAAGACUCCAAUGCUGGAGGAUGCAGAUGAAGGUGGAGUGAAGCUGUGGCAUCUGGUGAAGGCCAGCGAGGAGCCCGAGCUGCCCAAACAUCGUAGAGGCAGCCUGAGGGAAAGGGAGCGGGCCAAGGCAAUUCCUGAGAUCUACCUCACCCGCCUGCUGUCUAUGAAGGGGACACUACAGAAGUUUGUAGAUGAUUUGUUCACCGUAAUCCUCAGCACGAGCCGUCCUGUUCCCCUAUCUGUUAAAUAUUUCUUUGAUCUGCUGGACGACCAAGCAGGACAACACUGCAUCACUGACUCUGAGACCAUCCACAUCUGGAAGACCAACAGCCUCCCUCUACGUUUUUGGAUCAACAUCCUCAAGAACCCUCAGUUUAUUUUUGAUGUCCAGGUGUCAGAUCACGUAGAUGCUGUCCUGUCUGUCAUCACCCAGACCUUUAUGGACUCCUGCACCACUGCAGAGCACAAGCUUGGGCGGGAUUCUCCCAUCAACAAGCUGCUGUAUGCCAGAGACAUUCCUCGCUACAAACAGAUGGUGGAAAGAUACUACGCUGACAUCAGACAGACGAUAUCAGCCAGUGACCAGGAGAUGAACUCAGCCCUGGCUGAACUGUCCAGGAACUACUCUGGAGAACUGAACUACCUGGUUGCACUGCAUGAGCUGUACAAGUACAUCAACAAAUACUAUGACCAGAUCAUCACGGCACUGGAGGAGGACACCACGGCCCAAAAGAUGCAGCUUGGUUACCGACUGCAGCAGAUAGCUGCUGCUGUGGAGAAUAAAGUCACAGACUUGUGACACUGAAGCCGUCUGCCUGUUCUACUGUCAGGACUGUUAUAGCAUAGCAACAGGAAACAGGAGCUGUAGGACUUUGGGUCUGGUGUAGAGGUAGAGGGUUGCUGGUACUGAAACAACACAGAAAGGAGCAUCAUCACUGCUGGUAAAGAAAGCUGAUCAUUUUAGUCACUAUUUUAUAUUUUCUGAAGCAAAACUUUCUCCACCUUGAGCACGUUAUGCUGUUGCUUCCUGUCUCAACUGUACAAACACGUUAUUAACAGCUACUUGUUUUCUUAUUAUUUUUACAUUUGUUGAUUUUGACUGGUUUCUUCAUCUGAAGGUCAAUACGCUCUUUCUGACACUGAUGCAGUACUUAAUAUUCCAUUAACAAUUCUACUAGGUCAGUAGGUAUAUUUAAUAUUAUAUUUCCAAUGUGUCAAAAGUGAGCAUACUGAUGGUUUUCCAAAAUGGCAGCUGCUUCACAGAGUUGAAGAAGAGUUUCAUUAUUAUUCUUACCGUAUUUUCCGGACUAUACACCGCUACUUUUUUCCCACGCUUUGAACCAUGCGGCUUAUAAUGAGGUACUGAAGAUUUUCCUUCACCUGCCACUAGGGGGCGCUUUAGCAGAAAGUGAAACGGGUGGAAGUCAAAAUUGGAAACCAAAGAAAGUGCUCAUUUUAAUUUAGCACAUGCAAGCAGCCGGCACGACGAAGAAUUUUUUUAAAAUCCAUACCCCCUCAUCAUGGUAACUACACGUAUGAGUUCAUAUGAUUUUUUUUUAUAUGUUAAAUAUUACCACAUCCACACGUUAAAUUAAAUUGUAAAAAAAAAAAUAAUAAUAAUAAAAAUCUAAUAUUUACUUGGGGGGUGCUAUGACUAAUCCAGGGGUAGCUAUAGCGCUCCCUAGUGCCCCCCCCCCCCCCCCACCCCCCCAACCCAGCGCCGCCACUGAUUGAGGUGCACUCUAUAGUCCAGAAAUUAUGGUAUAUUUAUAGGUAGAGCUGUUGUUUUAGUCAGAACAGAAAUAAUAAAAAGGCACCAAAAAGGUGAAAUAAUAUAUUAUGGGAGUUGCCAUAUUUGUCUUUAUAGUGUCAUUCCAGCCUGGGCUUUUCACACUACUCAACAUAAACACUCACAUGCACUGACUAUAGUCCUAUUUGAUGCUGUUCAGUUUAAAGUCAAGCUUAAUGAUAAAUUAUGAGAGAGAAUUAACUGUUAGGAUGUAUAUAUUUGAUCAUGUAGAGCAGGCUCUGCAAAGAGCAUCUUUUUUAAGUUUAUCUUUCUACUGAUGUCCACCCGUGACCCUGCGUGGACAAGCAGGUACAGAAGAUGGAUACUGAUGCACACACUGCAUUUUAAAUGCAAUUGUAGGGAUUAAACCUGUUUAAACAUGUUUGUUUUCAUUAAUAAAAAUAUUCCGAAAGUCA
This is a messenger RNA of Nothobranchius furzeri (turquoise killifish), 8338 nucleotides long. NCBI's taxonomy places the organism in Eukaryota, Metazoa, Chordata, Actinopteri, Cyprinodontiformes, Nothobranchiidae. The record is from RefSeq and is a predicted model, not a curated record.